AUGUUCUUUCAGCUCCGUGACGGAAACGGAAUACCGAUUCUCGGUUUCGGUACCUAUGAGCUGUAUGGUGUGGAUGCGUACAACGCCGUUACGUGUGCACUAGAAAUUGGAUAUCGCCAUAUCGACUCUGCCGAGUGGUAUGAAAACGAAAGAGAAUGCGGUCAAGCUAUUCUCGACUUCUGUCGCAAGGCGCAAGUGCCAAGAUCCAGUGUGUUCUUCACGACGAAGCUGAAGAUGAAUCGCGGAUAUGCCCAAACCAAGAAAGCUAUUAAACGGUCCCUAGACACUUGCGGAUUAGGGUACAUUGACCUCUAUCUGAUUCACGGCCCCCUUGGAGGUCCACAAGCGCGAAAGGACAGUUGGCGAGCGAUUUGUGACACCCAGAAGGAAGGUCAUCUGAAAAGCAUCGGCAUUAGUACCUUCGGGAUCCGGCAUAUCCAAGACCUUCUGGACGAAGAACUGCCAGUGCCGGCGGUCCAUCAGAUCGAUUUGCAUCCGUUUCAGGUGCGAAGUGAUAUUGUAAUGUUUUGCAAAAAGCAUAACAUUGCUCUCGAGGCUUGGGCACCUCUCGUUAGAGGUCUACGAUUCACACAUCCUGCGAUCAAAUCUUUAGCUAAGAAAUACCAAAAAGAACCUGCUCAGGUCCUGCUUCGCUAUUCAUUGCAGAAGGGCUACGUGCCUCUUCCAAAGUCUUCGUCGAAGACGCGCAUGUUAUCCAACACGGACAUAUUCGAUUUUAAUUUGGCUGAUGAUGAGAUUGGCGGUCUCGAUAGUCUCGAUGAAGGUCUUGCGACGGAUUGGGACCCAACCACCUGCCCGUAA
Guyanagaster necrorhizus is the source of this 822-nucleotide messenger RNA. RefSeq names its product Aldo/keto reductase. The record is from RefSeq and is a predicted model, not a curated record. The transcript is spliced from 7 exons. The coding region runs from base 1 to 822 and encodes 273 amino acids. Lineage: Eukaryota; Fungi; Basidiomycota; Agaricomycetes; Agaricales; Physalacriaceae.